AUGCAAAGCGAGGUCCACCUGAUCAAGGAUGUGGAGGCCCAGAUUCAUGAUGAAAAGGAGACGGAGCGCAACCGGACUACCAUCCGCGAUGCCAUCCCCCAGGAGAUCGAUGGAACGGGUGGAGCGACACAUUUAAAGCGCCUCCAGACGAAGAAGCACCUCCGAGACCUUGACCAUCGCAUCGCCGAAACACACCCAAAGAACGAAGAAGCCCAGGAGAGGUUCCAUGGCUACGUCGGUGCCAUCUAUUCUGGCGAUAUACAAGACAAAAAUCAGGCACGCUCCGCUCUGGGCGGCAUCUACCACUUCUGCAGCACCAUGGCCGCGGGCGUCGUGCGAGCCUUCAGAGGGGUUAUCGCAAACGUGACAAGGUUUUUCGACAAGAUCGUGGGGGGCAUCGGAGAAAUGUUUCCGAGACUUCUCGGCUCCAAGGAGGGCAUCAACUCCGGCAUCUAG
Molecule: messenger RNA, 456 nt
Organism: Dermacentor silvarum
Lineage: Eukaryota; Metazoa; Arthropoda; Arachnida; Ixodida; Ixodidae
Exons: 2
Coding region: 1-456 (151 amino acids)
Source: RefSeq, a predicted model, not a curated record